This is a messenger RNA of Paramuricea clavata, 2265 nucleotides long. NCBI's taxonomy places the organism in Eukaryota, Metazoa, Cnidaria, Anthozoa, Malacalcyonacea, Plexauridae. The record is from the annotation of a GenBank genome assembly.
AUGAACAAUACAUAUCCAGAGCUAAAUAACACUGAGAAUUAUUGUCGAGACCCUCAGAACUCACGACAACAACCUUGGUGGUUUACUACAGAUAGGAACAAGAGAUGGGAGUACUGUGAUAUCCCUAAAUGCAUACCAGGUAUAGAGAAAUAUUGUACUGUGAAAUCAUUGUAUACAUCGGGCUUCGGUGGCGCAAUCGCCUGAUGAAGCGUCUUUGAUCUCAGAGAUCGUGGGUUCGAUUCUCGCUGCGGGCUCGUGAUGCUUAUGUGAAAAGAAUCAGUCAACGCUCCACCUAGUCUCCCUCGCAGACGUUCUUAUAGCUCUAACCCUCGCUAACUAACGUCUGCUGAAACGAGCUGCACAUUCCAUUCCCUUUGUUUUAGGAGCCAAUCAUCUGGUAGUGUUCAAAUGAGUUAGAGCCCAUUGGAAGCCUUCUUACUGCGAGAUUAGGGUUAGCUACUGGGGAAAACCCUUCUUUUUGGUUUGAAAUUUGUUUACUUGCGUGGAGAUAUUUUGGAAACUAUGGCCUUGAACUUCAUGAUAUUUACGUAGAAUAAUAUUGUGAUAAUCUUCUGGACGAGUGUUCUCAAACAACCGGUGAAUAUAAAAUGCAAGAGCUAUGCAAUAAGCGAAAUUUUAAAUUUUGUUGACAAUUACUACUGAAGCAAUCGGGAAACUCGAGAACAAGUAUAUCAGGAUAAUGUCCAAAUGUUGUUAUUAAAUACUUCCUAUAUGCCAUGGCUUCGACGAAAAAUUCUAAAAGAUUAAGCCCUCGUUGUCAUGUAGAAAAGUAUAGCGAAGUUAGAUGUAUAAAGGUUUCGAAGUUUGGGCGAAUUGGAAAUUCAUCUCGGCGCAUUUAAAAGUUUCUCGGGUUUUUAAUAUAUUUUUUUGUGUUGUGUUUACAUUCAGAAGUCAGAAGUGGUUGCUCAAACAGCAAAUUAGUUUAUUUUGAAACUAAUAUUUCGCUUUCUAAGCCACAGUAUUAUAUCAAAUUUUCUGUAUUCUGAGUUUUGUUGUCUUAAAGAUAAACAUCUGUCUGGGCUAGAUUCGUCUUCCGAUAUUUUAACAUUUUAAAAUAAAAUUUUUUACCCAGUUUCAACCUUCCAAGCUCUACUUUUAGCUUCCAUUAUGUCUUCCACUGGUUGCAAUUUUAACAUUUUUCAAAUAGAUUCAUACAGUAUAAUGCCAUCAUCUUCAGUACCGCAUCUGAUCAUUAAUGGUGCAUUUUAUUACCUGGACCAGUAUCAAUAUCUUUAAAUUCAAUUUAUGUGCAAUUUUGACCAAAAUUCAAGCGACGACUGCUUUUAAAAUAUAAAAAUAUUUAUGUACUAUUUAUUCCGCCCCCAAAUCACUUUCCAAAAUAUAGAAGGUUCGCUGUGAUUGGUCGAUCGAAGGGAAUGGAAUGUGCAGCUCGUUUCAGCAGACGUUAGUUAGCGCGGAUUAGAGCUGUAGGAACGUCUGCGAGAGAGACCACGCUCCACCGAAAGUCGUGGGUUUUCUUCGGGUACUUCGGUUUCCUGACCCUAGCUGUGCUUCAUGGUCAAUCAUGAGUCAUAACGGAGGCACCCUUAGAAAGGCUUCGACUUGAUCAGGUUGACCUGCGUCCUUCGUAAUUCAGCUUAGCUCUAGUCUGCAAAUAAGGAUGAUUAGCACAUCCACACUUAUUUUACAAAUAAAAAAUAAAAGUAAAUUACAGUUCAGGCACUUUGAUCGUGUUGGCCGGAGACUCAAACAAGUAAUUAUUUUUAUGUGGCCUUAAAGGCUACUUUCAUGCAAGACCGAACGAAAUCGGAAUUCCAAUUUAGAUUUUCAAACAAAUUUUCCGUAGAUGGUCCAUUUUACAGCUUACAAUCAAUCUCGCAACUUUAUUUUAAAGUAUUUCUAAAACGCCAAUGCUGAUCCACAUACAGUGCAACGAUAGUUGAGAUUUGAUAAUAUCAGUGCUUCAGCAACUGGCUUUAUAAUAAAAUGGUGUCUUUAUAUAGUAUUAACAAAAUAAAAAGCUCGUGUGGCCGUGUGUGACUACAAUACGUCUUUGUCUUUCCUACAGUUGAUGGUAGUUAUGGCAACUGGUCAUUAAACGGUACAUGUUCUUUAACUUGUGGUGAAGGUUUUGAAACAUGGUCACGAGGAUGUAACAACCCUAAGCCAAAGUAUGGUGGAAGAAACUGCAGUCAUCUAGGAGAACCUGUUGAGUACGGACCAUGUACUAAAAAUGUUUGCAUUGGUAAACACACUAUCUCUUUACCAUUAACCUUCGAAUAA